This is a messenger RNA of Syzygium oleosum, 4399 nucleotides long. Its product is annotated as systemin receptor SR160. Gene Ontology annotation, molecular function: receptor serine/threonine kinase binding; protein kinase activity; ATP binding. NCBI's taxonomy places the organism in Eukaryota, Viridiplantae, Streptophyta, Magnoliopsida, Myrtales, Myrtaceae. Gene Ontology annotation, biological process: protein phosphorylation. Bases 441 to 4073 code for a protein of 1210 amino acids. The record is from RefSeq and is a predicted model, not a curated record. The transcript has a single exon.
GAAGAUAAGGGAAGUUCCACGCUCACAAAAGAGAGGGACAGAGAGAUGAUGUAUAAAGAAAUGAAUUUUACCUGCUGUUCUUUCCAUUUUAUGGAGGGAGGAGAAGCUGGGUUCAGAGGGUCACAUGGCAUGUGAGCACCAGCUGUGUCCACUCCCCUCCCCUCCUCUCUCUCUCUCUCUCUGUCUUUCUCUUGCUUGAUAUAUACCCUCCUUCAUCUUCCUCUGCUCCAGUUUCUCUUUUUCACUCUCUCUCCCUCUCUCUGUUUCUCUUUCUGAGCAUCAAGAAGGCCGCUUUCUCUGUCUCUCUCUCUCUCUCUCCUCUCCCUGCGCUGCAGUCGCCUGCCUGAGUCUGAGCUCUCUCUAAUGGCGGAGCUCGGCCCCUGAGCAGCUCGUUCUCUGACAAACCUCGAGGAGGAGGAGGAGGAGGAAGGAAAGAGAAAAUGACCCACCUCUCUCUCUUGCUGCUGUUCCCUCUCGUCUUCCUCACUCUUCACCAGGCUGCUUCUGCUGCUGCUGCUGCUGCUUCGCCGUCGUCGCCGUCGUCCUCCGCAGCGAACGCUGAUUCUCAGCAGCUCAUCGACUUCAAGAACGCUCUCAAAGACCCUACGGUCCUCCCCGGCUGGCUUCCGGACCAGAGCCCCUGUGCCUACGCUGGCGUCUCGUGCAAGUCCUCUCGCGUGGCCUCCAUUGAGCUCGCCUCCCUCGGCUUGAGCACGGACUUUCACUCUGUUUCCUCCCAUCUCUUGACCCUGGAGUUCUUGGAGUCUCUGUCUCUGACCUCCGCCAACAUCAGCGGUGCUUUGGCCUUCCCAUCCGGAUCCAAAUGCAGUGCGGUCUUGAGCAGCUUAGAUCUAUCUGGGAACGCCUUGUCCGGUCCAAUCUCGGAUAUCGCCAACUUGGGUGUAUGCCAGAACCUCAAAGUCCUCAACUUUUCCGGCAACAACCUCUCCAACUCCGUGCAAGAAAGUGCCGCCGCCGCCGCCGCCGCCUCCACCGGCCUCAAGGGGCUCGAGAAUUUGCAGGUUCUUGACCUUUCCUUCAACAAGAUCUCUGGGUCUAAUGUCAAUGUUUCUUGGGCUUUGUCCGGUGGAUGCGACGCGAUGACUCACUUGUCCCUGAGAUGGAACAAGUUGACUGGGGAUGUGGAUGUCUCGAGCUGCAAGAAGUUGCAGUACUUGGACAUAUCCCAGAACAACAUCUCAGUGAGCGUGCCUUCCCUCGGAGAUUGCUCGGCCUUGGAGUAUCUGGAUGUGUCCUCCAACAGGUUCUAUGGCGAUAUUGGGCGCGCGGUCUCCGCUUGCUCUCAGCUCAGCUUCUUGAACCUCUCCAACAACCACUUCUCAGGUCUAAUCCCUUCGCUCCCGACCAAGAGCUUGCAGUUUCUUUACUUGUCUAGGAACGAGUUUCAGGGGGAAAUCCCUCCUAGCCUUGCCGAGGUUUGCCCAGGUCUUGUCGAGCUCGAUCUUUCUCAGAAUAACUUGUCUGGUGUGAUUCCUGCUAGUUUCAGUUCUUGCUAUGCACUGCAAUCUAUCGACUUGUCUAACAAUAACUUCUCUGGUGAGCUGCCCAUGAAUUUGUUCAUGAAAAUGAGCAAGGUGAGGAAGUUGGCUUUGUCAUUCAAUCAUUUUGCGGGCAGUCUGCCGGUCUCUUUGUCGAAUUUGACUUCGUUGGAGAUAUUGGAUCUGAGCUCAAAUGAUCUCUAUGGGAUGAUUCCUAGUGGCUUGUGUCAAGAUCCUAUGAAUAGCUUGAAGGAGCUCCAUCUUCAGAAUAAUCAGUUCAUGGGUUCAAUCCCGCCGGCCCUGAGCAACUGUUCUCAGCUGGUCUCGCUCGAUUUAAGCUUCAAUUACUUGAAGGGUCAGAUUCCGUCGAGUCUGGGUUCUCUAUCUAAGCUCCAGGAUUUGAUCGUUCUCUUGAAUGAACUCGAUGGAGAGAUCCCUCAGGAACUCAUGUAUAUUCAGACGCUGGAGAACUUGAUUCUGGACUUCAAUGAGUUGACGGGCGCUAUCCCGUCUGGCCUGCGCAACUGCACUAACUUGAAUUGGAUCUCGCUCUCUAACAAUCAUCUGAAUGGGGAGAUCCCAGGUUGGAUAGGGCAGCUCUCGAAUCUCGCAAUCCUGAAGCUCAGCAACAACACGUUCUCUGGCAGGAUACCACCCGAGCUCGGUGACUCUCGCAGCUUGAUCUGGCUGGAUCUCAACAGCAAUCUCCUCAGCGGGAGCAUCCCACCGGAGCUGUUCAAAGAAUCAGGCAACAUCGAGGUUAAGCUCAAAAACGACAAGAGGUACGCGUAUAUUAAGAAUGAUGGCAGCAAAGGGUGUCACGGAGCCGGGAAUUUGCUCGAGUUCGCCGGGAUUAGGCCCGAGAAAAUGAGCAGGAUUUCCACCAGGAACCCCUGCAACUUUCCCAGAGUGUACAACGGUGUGACCCAACCUAAUUUCAAAAACAAUGGGUCGAUGAUUUUCCUUGAUAUCUCGCACAAUAUGCUGUCGGGCAGCAUUCCGAAGGAAAUUGGGUCUAUGUUCUAUCUGUAUGUUCUGAACUUGGGCCAUAACAAUAUCUCUGGCCCUAUUCCACCCGAGAUCGGGGAUUUGCACACUGUUAACAUUCUCGACCUAUCGAACAAUGAACUGGAAGGAGGCAUCCCGGAGACAUUGAGCAAGUUAUCGCAGCUUACUGAGAUCAAUUUAUCGAAUAACCGACUCACAGGUUCCAUCCCGCAGAAUGGGCAGGUGGGUACUUUCCCGGCAUCGAGCUUCACAAACAAUACUGGACUGUGUGGGAUCCCGCUUUCGCCAUGCAGUUCUGACCCGGCCUCAAGCGCCAAUUCCGAGCACCAGAAGUCACACCGGAGGCAAGCGUCUCUCGCGGGAAGCGUGGCAAUGGGUUUGCUGUUCUCGCUGUUCUGCAUUUUCGGGCUGAUGUUUGUGGCGAUGGAGUCGAGGAAGAGGAGGAGGAAGAAGAAGGACACCGAGCUCGAUGUCUACAUCGACAGCCGUUCCCAGUCAGGGCCUGCGAAUGCUAGCUGGAAGCUCACGAGUGUGCAAGAGGCCCUCAGCAUAAACUUCGCCACAUUUGAGAAGCCCCUCCGGAAGCUGACCUUCGCUGACCUACUCGAGGCCACCAAUGGGUUCCACAAUGAUAGCCUCAUCGGCUCGGGCGGGUUCGGUGAUGUGUACAAGGCUCAGUUGAAGGAUGGGACCGUGGUCGCCAUCAAGAAGUUGAUCCACGUAAGCGGACAGGGCGACCGCGAAUUCACCGCCGAGAUGGAGACCAUCGGGAAGAUCAAGCACCGCAACUUGGUGUCGCUCCUUGGGUACUGCAAGGUGAAGGAAGAACGGCUCUUGGUCUACGAAUACAUGAAGUACGGAAGCCUCGAGGAUGUCCUGCACGAUCGGAAGAAGAACGGGAUCAAGCUCAACUGGGCCGUGAGGAGGAAGAUUGCGGUUGGCGCCGCAAGGGGACUGGCUUUUCUCCAUCACAAUUGCAUCCCGCACAUCAUUCACCGAGACAUGAAAUCGAGCAACGUGUUGCUCGACGAAAACCUCGAGGCUAGGGUCUCCGAUUUCGGGAUGGCGAGGCUGAUGAGCGCUAUGGACACCCAUUUGAGUGUCAGCACGCUAGCCGGCACUCCCGGCUACGUCCCUCCGGAAUAUUACCAGAGCUUCCGGUGUUCCACCAAGGGCGAUGUGUACAGUUAUGGCGUGGUCCUGCUCGAGCUGUUGACUGGGAAGCGGCCGACGGAUUCGGCCGAUUUCGGGGACAACAAUCUCGUCGGGUGGGUGAAACUGCACGCCAAGGCGAGAAUAAGCGACGUCUUCGACCAGGCGCUGAUAAAAGAAGACCCCAACCUUGAGAUCGAGCUGUUGCAGCACCUGAAGGUUGCCUGCGCGUGCCUGGACGACCGCCCGUGGCGGCGCCCCACGAUGAUCCAAGUCCUAGCGAUGUUCAAGGAGAUACAGGCAGGGUCGGGCUUCGACUCCAUAUCCACCAUCGCCACAGACGACGGGGGUUUCAGCUCGGUGGAAAUGUCGGACCUGAGCAUAAAAGAAGGCCCGGAGUUCGGCAACCAGUAGCCUAAUCGAGUCGAAACCCCAUCAUUUUUCGAAGAGGAAAAUUUUCCCGACCAAUGCGCAAACAGCGAAAAGGCUGUAACGGUUUCUAGUCAGCUCGAGAUCCAAUUUUUCCAACAAUCUUCUUUAGUAUGGUUCCGGUUAGUCGUGGUCGUCGCCGUCGUCCUCUGUAUCUCUGCGAAUUCGAUGUAUGUAUCAUCCAUGUAAUUCACAAAACAAGACUCUUGUUCUUCAUACGUAUAGGGGCUGGUUUUCCUUUGAACUUUUGCCACAAGAUGUGUAUAUAUUUGGCCUUUAGCUGAAAUGUGUUCUUGCCUUUUUCUCAGUCA